AUGGAGUUCCAGCGGAACAAAACCAUGCUACUAGCCAUGGCGACCUCCCCUCACCUAAAGCUCGUCUUGCUCGCUAUCCUGCUAGCCUCGUUUCGGCAAGCCAUGGCGGCACCACCUCCCUCCCUCCUGGAAGAACAUGCAGGAGCCCUCCUCGCCUGGAAAGCCACCAUCCAAAGCCCUCCAGCCCAGCUCCAGUCCUGGGGAAACACCACAACACGGCCAUGCGGCUGGUACGGCAUCAAGUGCGGCCAGCAUCGAGCGAGGCGCCAAGAGGUGGUGAUCACCGAGAUCUUUCUCCGGGGGUUGCGGCUGAGAGCGAGGCUGGACGCCCUCAACUUCACGGUGUUGCAUACUCUCACGAGUAUCCGGCUCCCCUUCAACCAGAUAAGGGGCCCCUUUCCACCCGCUUUAGCAUCAUCCCUGCCAAACCUGCGGCACCUACUGCUCCAGGGAAAUAAAAUCUCCGGUGAAAUACCAUGGCAAAUAAAACACCUCGAGAGUCUAGUGGGGUUGGUUUUGUCAGAAAACCACUUCUUUGGUCACAUCCCCAUUGAAGUAGGCUACCUAAAGAAGCUGACCAGGCUAGAUUUUUCCAGCAGCAACCUCACAGGCACCAUUCCAAGGAGCCUAGGGAAUUGCACUAAACUCACUAUCUUGUACCUUGAUGGUAACCAGUUAUCCGGAUUACUUCCUCAAGAACUAGGUUACCUAGUGAGAUUACAAGAAUUAGCUCUUAGCAGCAACAAACUCAUGGGUUCCAUCCCCAAUACACUUGAGAGUUUGAUUAACCUCAUUCGGUUGUACCUAUGGGAUAACCAACUCUCCGGACAUAUUCCUCGAGAACUAGGUUCCCUUGUGACUCUACAAAAAUUGGAACUUAGUGGAAACAAACUCAUAGGCCCCAUCCCCAAUACCUUCGGAAAUUUGACAAAGCUCACUACCUUGCACCUAUUUGAUAACCAACUCUCAGGACAUGUUCCUCGAGAACUAGGUUACAUGGUGAAUCUGGAAGAGUUGGAGCUUAGUGAAAACAAACUCAUGGGUUCCAUCCCUAAUACCUUUGGAUAUUUGACCAAUCUCAUUACCUUGUACUUAUCUUAUAACCAACUCUCCAUGCUUGUUCCUCGAGAACUAGGUUCCAUGGUAAAUAUAGAAUCGUUGGACCUUAGCGACAACAAACUCAUGGGAUCUAUCCCCAAUAGCUUUGGAAAUUUGACCAAGCUCAUUGUCUUAUACCUCGGUGGUAAUCAAUUCUCUGGACAUGUUCCACCAGAAAUUGGUAGCUUAAUGGAUCUCAUAGAUCUUCAAUUUUAUAGUAACAAUCUCUUCGGUGCCUUGCCACCUAACUUGUGUGUUGGUGGCAUGCUCGAGACAUUAGCUGCAUUUGACAACAAUCUCAAUGGACCUCUGCCAUCAAGUUUGGCAAGCUGCAGAAGCCUAGUUAGAGUUCGCCUUCAAAGGAAUCAAAUAGAAGGAGAUAUUUCUGAGAUGGGGCUUUAUCCAAAUAUGGUCUAUAUGGAUAUGAGCUCAAAUAAACUAUUUGGUCAAUUAUCUUAUCACUGGGGGGGGGGGAUGUCAUAA
This is a messenger RNA of Triticum turgidum subsp. durum (durum wheat), 1581 nucleotides long. The record is from the annotation of a GenBank genome assembly. Lineage: Eukaryota; Viridiplantae; Streptophyta; Magnoliopsida; Poales; Poaceae.